This is a messenger RNA of Notothenia coriiceps (black rockcod), 432 nucleotides long. Its product is annotated as hematopoietically-expressed homeobox protein HHEX-like. Gene Ontology annotation, molecular function: RNA polymerase II cis-regulatory region sequence-specific DNA binding; DNA-binding transcription factor activity, RNA polymerase II-specific. The transcript has 3 exons. NCBI's taxonomy places the organism in Eukaryota, Metazoa, Chordata, Actinopteri, Perciformes, Nototheniidae. The annotation marks the transcript as partial. The record is from RefSeq and is a predicted model, not a curated record. Gene Ontology annotation, biological process: regulation of transcription by RNA polymerase II; cell differentiation.
AUGGUGAGGGUAACCGAGUCUCUUCUCCCCGCCCCAGGCAAGCCCCUGAUGUGGACCCCCUUCAUGCAGCGGCCCCUCCAUAAGAGGAAGGGGGGGCAGGUCCGGUUCUCCAACGAGCAGACCAUCGAGCUGGAGAAGAAGUUCGAGACGCAGAAGUACCUGUCCCCCCCCGAGAGGAAGAGGCUGGCCAAGAUGCUGCAGCUCAGCGAGAGACAGGUUAAAACCUGGUUCCAGAAUCGAAGAGCGAAGUGGCGGAGACUAAAACAGGAAAAUCCCCAGGGAGUGAAGAGGGAGGUGGAGGAUGAAGGUUCCGCGGGGAGGAGUAAAGGAGACGAGACCUCCGACUCCUGCGGGAUCCAGAGCCCGGAGCAGAGACUCACUGCUCCGGCCUCAGAGCUGCAGGCGGCCCGCUGCGGGCGUUCCGUGUCCCCG